Messenger RNA from Perca fluviatilis (European perch), 2483 nucleotides. RefSeq names its product heterochromatin protein 1, binding protein 3 (gene hp1bp3). Gene Ontology annotation, molecular function: DNA binding; nucleosome binding. Gene Ontology annotation, cellular component: chromosome; nucleus; nucleosome. Gene Ontology annotation, biological process: heterochromatin organization; nucleosome assembly. The transcript has 13 exons. Bases 234 to 2075 code for a protein of 613 amino acids. Lineage: Eukaryota; Metazoa; Chordata; Actinopteri; Perciformes; Percidae. The record is from RefSeq and is a predicted model, not a curated record.
GUGUGUAAACCAAUGGACAAAAUGGCGAAAUCCCCGAAAUUUUCUGGCAACUCAUCUUCUGGCUCGUGUGAAAAUGAUGGAAAUGUAUUGGCGAAGACUGGCGGAUAAUUCAGAGAGCAGUGCAGCGCCUUGAAAGUGGUUGCGUCUUUUUUUUUUUUUUUGGAAACACAAGCGCACCUUUUUUCUUGUGUUUAGGGAUAAUGGGCCUCAAUGAAUGAAGUAAAUCUCGUGUGAUGCCGAUACGCCGAGCAGCAGCGACUCCGACCCCGGAGAAGGCCCCCUCCGCUGCAGCAGAGAAAGAGCCUGAAGCGUCCUCAGAGGAGUCGCCCUCCGCUGACGAAGAGCCGGCCGCAUCUUCAGCCACGGCAGCCGAAGGCGAGGAGGGCGAGGCCACGGUCAACACGGAGCCCACAGAGAACGGCGAGAAGGCCGACGAAGCGGCGGCUGCGGCGGAGAAGGACGGAGAAGGGACCGGGAAGAAAGAUGACAAAUGCAAGGACUGCGCGGCUGGACAGUGUGCAACACACUGCUAUGUUCUCCUACUAAGGUUGAAGGACGGCUACAAGUACGAGCGAGCCAAAGUCAAGAAGGUGAAAAGGACGAUUCCCGUGUGGGCUAGCGUCGCUGCCAGCAAAAAGCUUCCUGUCACCAACUUUGCAGGCACUCAGAACAAAGUGGAUAACAUCCUCAUCGAAGCUAUUACGUCUUGUAAUGACAAGUCUGGGGUUUCAUACCAGUCCGUCAUGAAAUAUAUUCUGAAGAAAUACCCGGGGAUGGAGCUCGACAAGAAGAAGUUUCUCAUCAAGAAAGCAAUGAAGAAACAUUUGGAGAAGGGCACCAUCAAACAGCUAAAGGGUAAAGGCCUUUCAGGAACAUUCGCCAUUGGGAAGCAGCCCACCUCGUCUAAGAAAGCUGCUCAGAAGACUGAGUCUCUGGGAGAUGCUCUUCCUCUCAUCAUCACUCGGCUCUGUGAGCCCAAAGAGGCCUCCUACAACCUGAUCAAGAAAUACCUGGAGCAGCACUUCCCCGACUUCGACAUCGAGAAAAGGCCGGACGUCCUGAAGACAGCCCUGGUGAAGGCCGUGGAGAAAGGACAACUGGAGCAAAUCACUGGGAAAGGAGCCAGAGGGACUUUCCAGCUGAAGCGUACCGGUAACCAGGUCCUGCUGAAAGGCAGCACCUUGGAGGACGCCAUCACAGCCGCCAUCACAGCCAUGAACGAACCUAAAACCUGCAGCACCACCACUUUACGCAAACACCUAGUGGACGCAAACAAGGAUAUAAAGGAGUACCAGCUAGUGGCCAAUCUGAGGAGGACCCUGACAAAGUGUAAAGUACUCGGCUGGAUGGAGCAGAUCACCGGCCACGGCUUCACAGGGACCUACCAGCUCUCGUUCCCUUUCUACCCGAGCCCUACCAUCCUGUACCCAGACAAGUUCAACAAGCCUCCGCAGAAAACCACUCCGCGGAGGCGGACAGUUGAAUCUUCUGACGAGGAAGAGUCCGAAGAGGAGGAAGAGUCUGAGGAUGAAGCUCCCUCUCGGAAGAGAAAAUCUGUGAAGAGGCCUCCACCCAAGGCUCGCCGUCCUCCACCGGCAAAAAAGUCCCGGAGCCCAAGCCAGUCAAAAGCUAAAGGCAGAGGACGCGCCCUCGCAAAGAAGUCUCCGGCCAAAAAGGCGGUGUCUUCAGCCAAGAGACGGGGAAGGAAACCACCAGCCUCCAAGAAGGAAUCCACGCCGCCACCCAAAGCCACGCCUGUCAAGAGAGGAGCUCCUGCAAGAAAGCCCAAAACGCCAGCUGUUAAAAAGCUGGCCAAAAGGGGGUCCAAGCGACCGGUGUCAAGAGAGUCCUCCCCCGAGGAGGCUGUAGUCCCAAAGGAGACGACGAGGAGCGGGUCCAAGCGAUCGAAGCCUGCGGAGUCGUCUCCCGAGGAGCCUCAAGUCAAAAAGCCGCCGACCAAAAGUGGGUCCAGGCGGCCCGAGCCUGAAGAGUCCUCCCCAGAAGAGGCUGUAGUCAAAAGGGGGGCGCGGAGCAGCAAGCAGUCCCCUCGUAAGUCCAAGAGAGGGAAAUACUGAGCCCAGCUGCGCCUUCCACAAACUGGGCCGCUCUGAAUAUACAGCCGUCUGCCGCUUUCUUUCAGUGCUCUCUCUCUCUCUCUCUUUAUCAUCUCCCUUUUUAACAGGGCAGUAGUUCAUUUUUUUUUUUAUUUCUAUUGUAGAAUAAGAACGUUAUCCUACCAAGUUUUACUGUACAUUGAGAGUCUCUGAAUUUCGUUUUUAAUCAACAUGUGUAGAAAAGCUCAGUUAGUGUUGCUGUUACAACUGAUGUGUGACCAGCUGCCAGAUCGGGAGAGCAUAGCGAGAUCCGACAAACUGUAACUAGAGCCAUGUAGUGACUUCUGUUUUUAUAUCCGUUCAUAACCCACUGUUUAGGCGCUGGCACCACAUGUUCCUAAUAUCAAAUGAAGUGCGAUAUCAGUGUUG